AGUUGCGCAACCCGCCCUGGCUCAGGCUAGCAGAUAAAAGCCCGGAUAGUGAUUGAAAGAGAUGGUAAAAAGGAUUUAGCACAGGCAUUAACAGAGAGAGAGAGAGAGAGAGAGAGAGAGAAAGAAAGAAGAGGAGAGAGAGAGAGAGAGAGAGAGAAGAGGAGAGGAGAGAGAGAGAAAAGAGGAGAGAAGAGAGAGCGCGCAAGGGGGAGAUUUUCCAGAAAGCUUUUUUUCUUUCUGCGUGGAACAUCUUUCUGUGCUUUAACAUCCCAGGUAAAGCUGAGCUUGUAAAGUGGGAAAGUUCGAGCACCAGACCAUCAUCAAAGUCAAUAUUUGCAUACUUUUGAUACUCCUUCAAGCUGGAAUUCACGCUUUCGCUUUUUUUCUCCAAUUCCCAUUUCCAGAUCUAGGACACGGUCAUCCGUGGUGUAAUAAAAAAGUAACCGGCACGAGAAAAAACUAACAAGGAGACCGCAUCAGAUAACCAGAGUGGAGUACAGUAGCCUACACCACGACGGGAGCCCGGUAGUGAAUGGAGCCGUGCGGGGUUUAUGGCAGAGGGGCGUUCGUAUAAUAAUGGGACACGGAGUGGCUCUCCCAGAUGAACCUUCGAAGACUAUCACUGAGGCAAGGCGCCGGAUCGGUGUGCCACGACCUGAUGGAUGUAUCUAAGUACGUAGUCACCUUUCCCUCAUCAUCCCUCGUAGCGGACAGCUCCUGUCUCUCCCAGCGGAAAAGGACCUCUGAAGUAUGGAUUUGUUCUGCUGAUAUCCCAACGACCCCUACCGCCACCACCACCGCAGCACUGGCACCACUAUGGUUGAACUAGAUGUGAAGUUUCAUGGUGACUUUCGCCUCCCCCUGGUCCAUUUUUUGUCAGUCUUUUCCAAACCAGGCGUCAAAACAAUAAAGUGUAAUUUCCUAAAGAAGCCGUGAUUAUUUGUGUGUCCACUUCAAUUGAACGGCUCUACAGUUAUUUAUCUUAGUGCAUUUGUAUUUGUUGUCCAUCAUCACUGAACCGUCCCCUAUCGCUCAGUUGAGCGCGCAGACUCAUCAUGGUGAUACCAAAGUUACUUUCUGUCUCCGUAUGAUCCCUAGUCGCAUUCCAUGCUUUUCGCCCAAGCUCUGACUACCGUUGCCCCCCUUGCCCUUCACCGCCAGACCCCACUCAUCGUCGGACCCCACUCGUGGAUUUCCCAGGACCUGCCAUGCUCUGUCAGGCCGUGUUGCUCCUCCUGCACUGCUUCGCCUCCUUGACACUGGGCCAGUACGACCUGUGCAAGUCCCUGGUGAGCACGGACGAUGGCGCGGUGUGGGAGCAGUAUGCAUGCCAGCCCAAGGCCCAGUCCAUGAAGGACUACAUGCGGGUCAAGGUGGACCCGCCAGGCAUCACCUGUGGGAACCCACCUGAGAGAUUCUGCACUCUGGAGAACCCUUACCUGUGCAGUGAUGAGUGUGAUGCCUCCAACUCGGACCUGGCCCACCCUCCCCAGCUGAUGCAGGACCGCGAGCGCACAGGCCGCAUCACCUACUGGCAGACAGUUACAUGGUCCCGUUACCCAGAACCCCUCUUGGCCAACAUAUCCCUGGCCUGGAACAAGAGCCUGGAGUUGACCGAUGACAUCGCCAUCACCUUCGAGUACGGCCGCCCCACCAUCAUGGUGCUGGACAAGUCCAUGGACCAUGGUCGCACUUGGCAAUCCUACCAGUUCUACGCCGAUGAUUGUCUAGAUGCCUUCAACAUGCCGCCGAAGCUUGUCCGUGACCUGUUGCCUGCAAAUAUUACCCGUGUCAUCUGCACCGAGCAGUUCUCACGCUGGGUGGGGUCGAAGAACGAUAAGAAUGUGAAGUUCGAGGUUCGUGAGCGUUUUGCGGUGUUUGCCGGACCGAGGUUACUCAACAUGGACAGCUUGUACACGCGCAUGGAGAGUAUGAAGGGCUUGAGGGACUUCUUUACCUUCACUAACCUCCGGCUGAGGCUGCUCCGGCCAGCCCUGGGGGGAACGUACGUGCAGAGAGACAACCUGCUCAAGUACUUCUACGCUAUCUCAAACAUUGAGGUGCCCGCCAGGUGUAAGUGUAACCUACAUGCAUCGCUGUGCCUGCUGCAGGAGGGAGACCUCCAGUGUCAGUGUGAACACAACACCACGGGACAGGACUGUCAACGCUGCAAGAAGGGCUUCAAGGCCAAGUCCUGGAAGGCUGGCUCAUACCUGCCCACACCCAACGGAUCCCCCAACACCUGUGCAGUCGCUGGUGCCCCCAUGGGCGGUGGUUCUAACUGUGAGUGCUACGGCCACUCUAACCGCUGCAGCUACAUAGACUACCUGAACAUCGUGACGUGCGUCAGCUGCAAGCACAAUACCAGAGGACAGAACUGCCAGCACUGCAGACUGGGCUACUUCAGAAACGCUUCCGCCGAACUAGACGACGAGGGUGUCUGCAUCGAGUGUAACUGUAACCAGAUGGGUUCUGUCCAUGACCGGUGUAAUGGGACAGGCUUUUGCCAGUGUAAAGACGGCGCUACGGGGUCCAAGUGUGAUGACUGUUUCCCUGGGUACUACUGGAAACAAGGCUGUUACUCCAAUGUGUGUGACGAGGAGCUGCUCCUAUGUCAGAACGGCGGGACCUGCUCCCAGAACCAGAAGUGUAUCUGUCCCCCAGAGUUUAAGGGCGUGCUGUGCCAACAGUCACGCUGCGAGGGGGACAAGGCCUGCAACACGGCCUGCACCGCCCACCUCCACUUCCUCGCCCCCCUACUGCUCUGCGUCCUGCUACCCCACCUUCUGGCCACUUUAACUGCACACUGAGUCACCUGCUGCCCCCUCAAACACAGGGGGAACUGUUGUGUGUGUGGAUCCUUAGAGAGGGAAGGUUGGGAAAGGUCUGCAAAUACACCCCCCCCCCCACACACACACACACACACCUCACUGACUCGGGGAACGUGUGAGAGUAAAACAAGAGAAUGACUUCAGAGAGAACAGAGGAAGGUGGAGGAAAAUCAGACAACCAAACCCCCUGUCUCUCUCCCUUUAAUCUUGAGCUGGAGGAAUCUCGAUCUCAUACCAAAAAGCAUAAUUAUUAUUAAAUGAGCUAACGACUGUUCGUUUAACACUUUAAAUCACUACUGUUCACUAUGAAGAAAAGGGAGGGAGGAAUUGCUGAUGUAACACAAGUACAUUUCCUUUGUCUUAAUUCAUUGAGUUAAUGUGCCCCUCUUCUCUUGAGACCCUGCACUUACUGCUCCAGACAGACAGACAGACAGACACAGACAGACAGACAGACAGACAGACAGACAGAGACAGACAGACAGACAGACAGACAGACAGACAGACAGACAGACAGACAGACAGACAGACAGACAGACAGACAGACAGACAGACAGACAGACAGAGCGUUUGGCUAGACUUGGGGAGGGCUGGGCUGGGAUUCGCUGCUGACGUCUAUGUAGAAUAUACUGUAAACCAGGUUUCAUAUCUUCGACUCAAAAUAACAGACUUGUUUUCACCUUUUCCAUUUUUUUAUUUUUAUUUCAUCACCUUCUUCAGUCGUUAUUGCAUGUUACGUGCCCACCGACAGACGCUGAGAUUAUACAUAAUUAUUACAAUAUCCAGAGGGUUAUCAAUAUUAAGAUUUUAGUCACUAUUAUGGUUGUUAUAGGAAUGAGUCGCCACAGUUUAGCAAGAUUUUAUCUUCACACAGUAUUCAGGAGUAAAACAGAAUUUAAACUUAUCAGUCUGAAAGGAGAGAAAAAAGAAAUCGACAAAGUAUCAAUAUAAUAUGACAUUAUUUGAAUAGUUUUUGUAGAGAUUAUUUUUGUUUGAAGUUAUAAUAAAUGAACUAUUCCAGAGGAGCAUUUUAUUACACUGUAAA
Messenger RNA from Salmo salar (Atlantic salmon), 3873 nucleotides. RefSeq names its product netrin g2b (gene ntng2b). The record is from RefSeq and is a predicted model, not a curated record. NCBI's taxonomy places the organism in Eukaryota, Metazoa, Chordata, Actinopteri, Salmoniformes, Salmonidae. Gene Ontology annotation, biological process: tissue development; axonogenesis; animal organ morphogenesis.